Messenger RNA from Haemorhous mexicanus (house finch), 6688 nucleotides. It is a transcript of the gene GRAP2, whose product is annotated as GRB2 related adaptor protein 2. The record is from RefSeq and is a predicted model, not a curated record. Lineage: Eukaryota; Metazoa; Chordata; Aves; Passeriformes; Fringillidae. The transcript has 8 exons. Gene Ontology annotation, molecular function: protein binding. Bases 185 to 1075 code for a protein of 296 amino acids.
CUGGGCUGAAGAUUUGUGUGUCCCGAAUGGCUCCACAGACUUUGGUCCUUGCUAAGCAUUUGUGCUGAAGACAGGUUGUUAUGAGACUCGUGCCAUUCCCCCACUGUUUUUUCCCAUCACAGAUCCUGAAAGACCAGAGUGUAACUACCUGCCACAAAGCUUUGCUCUGCCCCCAAGACUCAGUAUGGAAGCCAUUGCCAAGUUUGAUUUCACUGCUUCUGGAGAAGAUGAGUUGAGCUUCCAGGCUGGGGAUAUGUUGAAGAUUUUGAGCUCCCAGGAAGAGUGGUACAAGGCUGAGCUCAGAAGUCACGAGGGCUACGUUCCUAAGAACUUCAUUGAUUUCCAUGUUCCCCCCUGGUUUGAUGAGAAGAUAUCCCGCCACGAAGCAGAGAACCUUCUCAUGAGCAAAGGAGUCGGCUGCUUCAUCGUCCGAGCCAGUCAGAACUCUCAUGGUGACUUCUCCAUCUCUGUCAGGCAUGAAGAUGAUGUGCAACACUUCAAAGUGAUGAGGGAUUCAAAGGGUAGCUAUUACUUGUGGACAGAGAAAUUCCACUCACUAAACAAGCUGGUGGACUACUACAGGACAACUUCCAUCUCCAGGCAGAAGCAGAUCUUCCUAAGGGACAACAGCCAAGAAGAAAAGGAGAGGCGUGGUGGGAGCCUGGAACGGAUAGGUCGGGAAGGAUUCCAUGUGGGAGGAGCAGCUGGAGAAGAUCAUUCUUCUAUAUCCACGAGAUAUUUAGAACAUCCUGUUCCCAUACUGCAGCAGCAACAGGAAAGAUAUGGUGGGAGUCUGGACAGGAAUGACAUGAUGCACAGACUAAGGGAUCAUGGCCAAGGAAGUGCAGGAGCUAUGCAGCGGAGACACACAGACCCUCUGCACCAGCAGACACCACGAACGCUCUGGGUCCGUGCCUUGUACGACUUCGAUGCUCUGGAGCACGACGAGCUGGGCUUCCGCACUGGGGACAUCCUGGAGGUCCUGGACAGCUCCAACCCCUCCUGGUGGAAGGGACGCCUGCGUGGGGAACUGGGGCUCUUCCCUGCCAACUAUGUCACACCAGUGCUGCUGUGAGGGCACAGGACGGCCCAGAGGGCUCUGCUGGAGCUGCCCUUCUGACGUGACAGGGACAGAGAAGGAGUGCAUCUUCCCUUGCCACCAGGACAUAUAUUGUUUUUUGUUUUGUCUUAAUUUAUUGGCAAUUGAUCUUUUGAAAUGUUAGUAUGAAAGUGAACCCGUUGAGGAAGAAAUUUUUUACCCCUUUUUUUCACAGUCAUGAAGGGGAGGGAGCAAAAAUCUUGGACUGUUCAUUGACCCACCUUUGCUGGGUGCUCCCUGCCCUGUCACCUCUUUGGCUAAUUAUUGCUAAGCUCCUGCAAUUAGGUUUAUUCUCUGGAAAUGCCCCUCAGGAAAGUCAGACUUCAGGUUAAGUUCAGGUAGCCCUAUGCCUUCAUUUUGGAUCUGGCAGCAGUCAUAGUCUCUUCAGGCUCACUUCGACCUUUCUGUCAGAGGCAGGAUGGACACCCAAGUGAAUUAAAUGAUCCUUAGCAACCACAUUAAUCCUUCAGUUAGGGCUUUAGGUUGAGGUUGAGACAAUCUAGACUUUCCUUAAUAGUUUCUGGCUUUCUUCUAGUUUAACUAUUUACUUAAUAGUUUCUGGCUUACCCAUCUCACACUGUGUGUGUGGAGUGUAUGGAUAUAGCAGAUGAAGGGGAGGAACCCUGUAAGCUUUUGUACAAACAUGCAAGUGGUGAAGGUAUGGGAGGGCAAGAAGCUUCCUUUGCUUCUUCUCGUAGGCCUGCUCUUCUCUCUGUACCUCCUAACAAACUUACCCAUUUUCCAGCUGCUCUCUUAGGUACCUACACUUCAGCUAGACAGCCUGAUUAGAGCAGAACAGGCCCUUCAGCUAAAUUAGUAUCCGCUGGAUUGGAUAACAAUUAAUAUCCCUCACUGGUUCCUUUUGUAGAACUGAACUGGGGAGGGAUUGGAGAGUUUUCUCUGGUGCUGUGCUGAGGAUCACCAUGUACACAACUCUGGCUUACUAGAGAAAUGUCUCAUCCAACAGAUUAAGCUGUUAUUUUACAGUAUACAGAGAAUAAAGCUGUAGCCAUCUAAUGGUCUAUUCUCUAUCCUAGGUUCUUUUGGAUAAAAUAAGGUAAACUAAUAGGUUUUCAAAUAACUGCUGAGUGAAUGCCCAGAUGUGAUACAAAUUUAUUGCAAAUGCACAUUACCUGUCUCCUUCACAAACUCUGUGAUGGGGACUCUGCUUCAUAACCACUGCUCAGGCAUGUUCAUAUGAAACAAGCUGCCUGAAUUUUUCACCACAUGUGGGACCUCAGCAGUCAGCAAGGAGAAGUGAUGAUUAAUCAUUAUUGAAAAAGAAAGAAUAGGCAAGUGAAAACCUCUAAACAAAAAUCAGACUCAGCAACAACAACAAAAAAAAGUUCUUCUCUUUUGUUAGCCCCAGUGGAAGAAAAAGAACCCAGGAAAUAGGUUCUUGGGGAAAGCAAAUUCAAUGUAGCUGGCCUGAAUAAAGCUGCCAGCUAGACAGAGUAUCAGCACAAAGAACCCAUUUUGAGAGAACUCCACCAAAAGCAGAUUGUUAAUGGGUGAAGUAAAACGAGAAUAUUUAACAAGGCAUAUCAGCUCUAUAGAGAACUUUGAAAGACUCAGUAAGAACUUACUGGCUACCACAGUGGUCCAGGGAAUACGACUGCCUGGGCUGGAAGUGGCCCUGUUCUCUUGCAGGAGCUCUGUUCUGGCCCUUUAGUGUCUUCUUCUGAAGGGAAGUCCAUGAGGCUUCUUUUGGAACAAGAUCCCUUACCAUUUGUAUGAGGGUGUACCCUCAGUGACUCCAGUUUGAAGAGUGGUUUGGUGUGAUUUGCCCUUUUUUAACCUUUUUGUAUGUUGGCUGGUUUUCUGCUAAGGUAGUAAUAAAUUUGAAAAUGACAGGGUUAAUACUCAGUGAGGGAGAGGGAGAGCGUUAAGGCCAAGAGGAGAUGGAACCAAGAAACUAGAGCCUAACAAAGGCAAGGGAGGGAUAAAAAUGAUGAAUAUUUCAUAUUCAGCUCUGGCUGAAACAAAAGAAAUGGUGUAUUCACAAUUAUUCCCAUCAUGUCAAAUCAUCUUUCAAUUAAUUCCCUUUUUUCUGUAUUAGUUGCUCUUAAAAUUAGAAGCAAUGUCUCCUUUUCCUUUCCUCAGCACUCUAAAGACCCUCUUGGUAGUGAAGAUGUAGUUGCACAAAAUUAAUUGAAGAUAAUGCACUUAGCAGUUUGAUAGCUCUUCAUGCAUUUGAAACCCCUUUACAGAGAUUAACUAAUUAAGCAAGUCUAAGUAGUGCAUUGUAAGUACCCCCGUGCUAACUCAUGACUCAUUUGAGGAAGAGGUAAAUUUUCACGGGAUUUUUUGAAUUGAUGUUUAAGGAACUAAUACCUAAGGUAAUUAGUUUUAAAGGACUGCACACUAAUUAUGGACAACAUACCAGAACCACAGUGAAAUCAGGAUUUCUCAUUAUGAGCAGCACCUAAUGACAGCAGAAUUACCAGGAGGUGACAGCCUCACGGCAUCUGUGAUAACUCCUCCAGUGCCUUGCUCUGCUGCCCUGUGCAGGGGCCAAGCUCGGGGCUGCCUUGCCCAGUCUCUCUUGCCUCUGCUUUUGGCCUUGCAGUGCUCCCUGCAGGUGCUGCACAUGGCAGGAGCUGGGAGGCACAGGGGUCAGCCUGCAUCUUUGUACCCUCCCACAGUACAAGUCAUUUUUCUCCCAGCAAAAGAGCAAUGCUAAGGAUUGUGGCCAUUCCCAAGUCAGUGGAGACUCCAGAUACAAGGGGAGGUGUGGGCAAAGUGGGGAAUUUGGGGGGGAUACAAGGGGCUGUAGGAUGGAGACGUUUUCUGUGUCCCAUGCUAUUUUCUGCCCAUGAAAUUCUCUCUCUCAUAGAUCAGGCCACUUCAUAAGGAAAGAGAGAGACACUCCUCUCCUCUAACCACAUAGCCUGCCCACCUUCCUGCUCUUUCUUCCAACAGGUUUUAAUUCUAGCACAAUCCUCAUUAGUAUUGUGGUGAUUCAUUUACACCUCAGAGCCUGUUUCCCGUGCAAGAGGCACAUAUUAGCAACCUAGGACUGGAGCCUUCAGGUGACAGUGCUGCACUGACCUCACUUGACAUUUGCCAGUGUUUUGGAAAGAACCAAAGCUGUGCCUGGAACACAUCCCAAGAGAGUCCACUGUGAAACCAAAAUGGGAAGGGCUAAAGAGGAAAACCAGAAGAGUACUUUGUUUCUUAUUUUUCUUAAGCAAGAAAGACAGUUCAUGAGAGAAGAGAAUGUAAACUAAGAUAAAAGUAGGAAAAGUAUGUGGGAAGGCAAACAUUGCAAAUAAAACAGAGGAAGCUGGUCUUGUACAUGGUAAAAUAAGUUUGAUCGGCACAGCUGAGCUGUGCUUUCUCCUGUCUGAAUGAACUUUUUGCCUAUGUUCUGCUGAAAAUCCAUAUUUUGCUUGGAAAUGUCUCUGUGAUUAAUAAGGCUGAACUAAAAAGAGUAAAUGGAAAUUUCUUUUGAUGUGAAAGAUGUGCAGGCAGUUUUCUGUGCCACAAAAGAGAGAUCUCUCUGCACUGGUGGACAUGUUUGCUGUAGCUGCUGUGCUCACUGGAGCACUCUGCAGAAACCAUGAGAUGAGGGCUGGUUCCCAUUGGACUGCUCACAGGUAGGAGCACCAGGGACAUGAUCCUCAGGGCUGCCCACCAAGUCAGCACCUGCUCAGGCUGCUAUGCCAGCCUCUUGUGCCAGGAAAACAAGUUCAUGGGUGGUGGUGGUUGUUUUUUAAAUGGAGGUUUCAGUGGGCUGUGCAGGAAAUUUGAAGCUUUUCCCAACAGCCACCUGUUAAUGAUUUUUUUCUAUUUAGCGGCACCUCUCAUCCUUCCUCCCCAACAGGAUCCCAAUGCUGCAGGCUCUAGAAAGGCCCUUUUUCCUUCAGCCCUCGUGGAGAGUAACCAAGGAUGUCAGAGGCAAAAGAUCCAGAAGCCAGGACUACAUGGCUUGAACAGCCUCCAACAGCAGUGUGCCAUCAGCUGGGACAUUUUGCACUGCAGGAGCAAUGGCACAGCAGGUGUAAUCCAGCAGAGAGGUGAAGGGUGACCUCUACCCCAACUGGGAAGCAGCAGGUCUUUAGUAAUGUCAAUGUCACAUCAUAGGGACAACAAGGACGUCUGGUGGGACAGAACUGUGGCCAUCUGGACUAGGGCUCUGCCCAGACUCUUGUUCUGCAGCUCUUUGCCUAGGAGCCUGGGUUACACCACACUAGGUGUGAGAAGUGUUUGGCAAGGCUGCCCAUCCCUGCCCAGUGCAGCCCCAGAAGUCUUCAUGCACCUCCUUGCAGCUGCAGCCCAUCUCCUUGCUGCCCCUGCUUGGCCCAUGGCCCAGCUUGUGCCUCUGUGCUGAGAGAAAGUUCUCUGCAGACAUCUCAUUUCAAAUAUUUGUUCAAAGCAAUUGGCUCAGGUGCUUUUAGAUGAAACCCCAUGGAGGUCAGUCAAAACCAUUAGUGUUCCCUAGGUGAUCCAGGCAGUUACAUUUACUGGCUAAAACACAGGCAUGAACUAAAGAGCUUCUGACACCCAGCCUGUCCUUGCUGCUGAAAACUUUGCAUUUCAGUGGGGAACCAUGAACUGAGUGCAUGAUAAAGCCUUUAACAGCUCUGAAGAAGAGGGCAGAGCAUUGCCAAUUUCUCCAAUUUUUUAGAGGCAACUUUCAUAUGACAGAACUCAUGAGCCUUAAUUCGCAUCAAAUGCAAAAGAAGUGUCUUACAUAAGCAGAACUGCCAGCAGAAAACAGCCAAUGACUUAUCUGUGAGCUCCAGGGUAGCAGGGAAACGGGCAAGUGAAUGAGGAAGGGUCACUGACCUUUGCAUGCAGAGAAAAUUCAAAGCACAUUGUCUGCUGCCAUUGUGCAAGUGAGAGGUGCUUGGCCCAUGUCCAGCCUGCCAACAUGAAAAUGCAACAUUUCACAAAUGGCAGGCAUGCAGGAAUCCUUGCAGACAUGCAGAAAUAAAAUUAGCCCAGGCAACAAAGGGAGGAAGAAGAAACAAACAAAUUAAAAGAUCCAUAGGCCUCUUGCAGCUUCUCCCCGCUAGCCCAAGUAGGCUCAUUUCCACUAGGGCUUGUGAAAGAUACAGCCAUGGUGAGUUUGUUUGUCACAAACAAAAACAAGAGUAAAAUGGGGGGAAGAAAGCAGUUUAGGAUGUGCAUCUACCACUGUGCACUUAAAGCUAUAAAAGGGUGACAGUGUCCUGAUACAAUGACUGAAGUUUGAGUCUCUGUUCAAGUACUGCUUCUGAAACCUUUCAGUGAUGUCUGUUGUUCUAUAUCCAGACACAGAAAAGGAAAAGAAAAAGGAAAACCCAGGAAAAAUAUGAGAUACCUUCUCUCCUUAUCUAGAGGUCAUUUGCAAUGUAUCUUCUACGACUAUGCCUUACUGAAUGUGUCAUAAUUUCCUUGUGCUACUAACCAGUCCCUUUUCCUGGUCAGAUUCCAGGAUGUGUACUACUGCAGUGUCAACAGGUAAUAACAAACAGCUUGAUGCCCCUUCUUGUGACUGAAUGUUUUCUGCUAGAGUUUUGGUGGUGGUGAUGUUGUUUUUGUUUGGGUUGGGGGGGAUGAUGUUGAUGUUUUUUGCAGCAUACCAAAGGUUUGGUUGUGAAA